AUGCAACUUAUACGGCCUUAUCGUACUCAUGGAGACGAGUACGAAGAACUCGUGGAACAUCUGCAAGAGCCAGCUGGGAAUGAGCGUCGACAGCGGACCUAUGAUCAGCAGAAAAGCCCGGAAAGUUCAAGGACGAUUUUCUGCGACGGGAAGAGGAUGCAGUCUGGCUUGGUACUUGCCCUACCAUUCUACCUCGAGGCAUUAGCCGACUCAAGCGUCUCGCGGAACUUCGGGACUGAAGGGUUUCAAGUCAGACAAAAAGGACAUCAAGGAAGCAUUGGAACCAGUAUUCAGUGUACCGAUCCUAAAGACUUAGCCUUCGCUGGACUCCCCUCCUUCAGCCCGAGUCUCAGGCAAUCGACGGAUUUCUCCAAUCAAGGGCCAACACCUGCAUUGCCUCAGCGAUGUGGCCCAGCCUUGUACAACGCAGGACCUGUUAAUCAACCUGGCAACCUGAAUUUCAUCCUAGCCCAAGAAUAUGGAGCUCCUAUCCGUCAUCACCCGCUCCCAAGACCCAAAGACAAGUCCAACACAACCAUGGAGGCAUCAGCCGAUCUAACGUUCACUAAUCUACCCUCCUGGAUUCCCAACCCCGUGCCCUGGGCCUCCCGAGUCAUCGAGACCCUCUAUUCCUCGGCUGCUCCGUUUUCACGGCAUGCACAAAUCUCAAAAACCAAUCCUAAGAUCUCGUCCGACGGGACUAUUAUCUUCCUCUGUGCAGCAAAACUCAGUCCAAUUGAAAACAUGCGCCGCAAGACGCCACAGCUGAUCAAGGAAACUGGCAUGCCUUUCUGUCUUUUCGCGUGA
Pseudomassariella vexata is the source of this 807-nucleotide messenger RNA. RefSeq lists its product as uncharacterized. The coding region runs from base 1 to 807 and encodes 268 amino acids. The transcript has 5 exons. The record is from RefSeq and is a predicted model, not a curated record. Lineage: Eukaryota; Fungi; Ascomycota; Sordariomycetes; Amphisphaeriales; Pseudomassariaceae.